AUGGUCCUUCACAACCCCAACAACUGGCACUGGGUCAACAAGGAUGCCUCUGGCUGGGCCAAGGAGUACUUGGAAAAGAACCUUGUCGGCCUCAGUGUUGAAGAAGGGGGCGUGUCAGCCAAAGUAGCCAAGGUGUUGUCCAUGGAUGGCGACGUAGAUGUCAGCCAGCGCAAGGGCAAGGUCAUCACUCUGUUCGAUGUCAAGGUCUCGCUAGAAUACUCAGGUAAGACCAAGGACGAUGAGGAUGUCACCGGCACCAUCAAAAUUCCCGAGGUAGCCCACGACACCGAGGAAGAUGAGUACGUCUUCGAGAUUGAAAACCACGCCGACUCCAACUCCAAGCAGCCCGUAAAGGAUCUGGUGCGCACAAAGCUCGUCGCCGAACUCCGCAAGACCCUCUCCGGCCUCACCCCUGCCCUGAUCGCCGAGCACGGCAAGGACCUCCAGCACGCCCCAGGCGUCAACCCAUCUAUCGGCUUCCCCAAGGCCACCGUCCACCCGCAAACCAAGGCCGACACCCCAGCCGCGCAGGCCACCACUACUACCUCGAAGACUGGUAAGGUCGCCGUCAACACAACCACCGUGACGGCUUCGGACGAGUUCCGCACCACAGCCGGCGAGCUCUACAACACCUUCACGGACCCGCAGCGCAUCUCCGCGUUCACGCGCGGCGCGCCGCGCCAGUUCGAGGGCGCUAAGGUCGGCGGCAAGUUCGCUAUCUUCGACGGAAACGUGACUGGAGAGUUCGUCACCCUCAACGAGCCCAAGCAGAUUGUCCAGAAGUGGCGUCUUGCCCAGUGGCCUGAGGGUCACUUCAGUUCGCAGGAGAUCAACUUCGAUCAGAAUGAUAUCGAUGGUGUUACUCAGAUGCGUGUUUCUUGGUCUGGCGUUCCUGUUGGUCAGGAGGAUGUCACCAAGCAGAACUGGGACAUGUACUAUGUUCGCAGCAUUAAGCAGACUUUCGGCCCCAGGGUCUUCGAGCAUAUCGGAGGUUUUAAAAUGAUCGCCUCGAGAUUAAGUCCUGCUAUUGACGGGGGUCUCUUUGGGAAGAACAUCUCAGGACAUCUUUCCAACAUCCCUGAUACCGAGAUGGAUGGGGCGCUUUCUGCCUCUUCCUAA
Molecule: messenger RNA, 1119 nt
Organism: Penicillium expansum
Lineage: Eukaryota; Fungi; Ascomycota; Eurotiomycetes; Eurotiales; Aspergillaceae
Product: AHA1 family protein
Exons: 4
Coding region: 1-1119 (372 amino acids)
Biological process (GO): protein folding; positive regulation of ATP-dependent activity
Cellular component (GO): cytosol
Molecular function (GO): protein-folding chaperone binding; ATPase activator activity
Source: RefSeq, a predicted model, not a curated record